AUGUUGUCGGAGGUGGAGUUGCCGUCGAUACUCGACGACAUGGCGGAUCACAGUGACCGGGUUUUUUUUUUAGAAUUUUUUCUCAGAGGGAGUUUCAAAAUCUUUAGAUUACGUUUUCGGCUUCAGCUCUCUUUCAAAAUUAGACAAGAGCAUGUACGAAACUAGGUCUCGAAUAUUUCCACAAACUUCUCUGAAUUUUGGUUCAAUUCUAAACUUUAUAGUCGCACAGACAUCACGGUAAUAUGUAAGUGCCGCAAAAUGGUUUUUGGUGGGGGCCCGUUGGUAGUAUCAGGGAAUAAACUGCUUCACCAUGUUGGAACAGUACAGCGCCCAGCUUGUCCAGGGUCGACGGGCACCGGAAUAUUAUCUCAUGAGAAAGCGAUAAUGAGACCGGCUACUCGAAGUGAUUAAACGAGAUAAUAAAGUAACCUUGAUUGAAACAAAAAAAAAGUUGCAACAAUCAAUCUAAAAAUUUAUGAAAUUGUACUUUUCUCCUAACUCGUAUGUGGCUUGGAAACUAAGAAAAAGAAAAGCUCGUAUUUUGGGUAGACAUAUUUCAACGGCUCGCAUUGCCGAUUCGAAAAAGAACGGUUGCGAAGGGUCAUGCAGAGGCGCGUGAGCCGUCGGAGCGUUGUUGGCGCGGCUCCCAAGUGGACAGCCAUGCAGAUCCUCAUCCUAGUUGAGCUUCUUCUCCUUGGCGAUUGCGCCAAGUUGGUGUAUACACGUUGUGUGCUCACCGCGCGCGUAUAUGCUUAAUGUUGAAGAAGCCUAGAAGAGUUCUCUUCUUGACCUAUUGCCGUUCCCCCAAAACACCCUCUCGGAUCAACACCACAUUCUUUGCCUUUUUCGCGCCCUAUGCCAUUCUUGUUUUUUUAAAAAUCAGAUCAAUUAAGAGUUAUUCCAGAAUAUUUUGAAAUUAACCCUGGUGAAAAGUUCUAAAAUUUUUCUCAAUCAUUUAUAAAUAUGGGCUUUUUUUAGAAACAGUUGACGGUAAAGGAGAUCUCGAAGAACAGCUAUCACAUAUCGAAAAAUAGAUUAUCAUAUGUUCGAAAAAAUUAAUUCAACCCUGAAUAUUUUCGUUGUUAUUAGUAUGAAAAUAGGAAAUUUUAAACAUUUUUCUACUAAAUGUGAGCUCAUUUUGUUUAUGAAAUUGUCUUGAUUUUUUUUUUCGAUUUUUGGAUUUUUGUUUAUUGUGUGCAUGAUUUUUGAGAGUAGUCUGAAAAUGAUGCUAUCCUUUCUUUUUUUUUUGUUCAAAAGUUUUCUUGAAAUGAAUUUAACGAUUGAAAAAGUUCGCUGCAGGAGAGAGACGACGUGAGAGGUGUAGAUAUCUUUCUGGAAGAUUGCUCGUCGCUCUACAACCUUAUACUCGACUCACUGCACAAUUUAACAUCCAAGGUCUGUUCUCGUUUUUUUUGUUUAAAAUUUCGAACGGAUAGAUUUUUUUGUCCUUAAUUCAAAAUUUUCUUCAUUUCAAGGGCUUGCUCCUGCCGAUUGAUUUGUUCAACCAUUUUUCUUCAAAUUCAACUUUUUUUCGGAACCAAACGGUUGGAAAAGGAACAAGUUUCAUUUUCAAAUAGCCGGAAGUUCUGUCUUGGAAUAACUAAUCUCAAGGUUAAAUCUUUUUCAUGGUAAUCACGGAAUGAAGCAAAAUAGACGAGGCUAGAUGCGGCUGCCGAUUAGAGACGGUUGCCCAAGUGUUUUGGUCCGUGCCCGCAGAUGAAACGCUAUACUAUUAGGUUUCUCACGCGGAUAGUUAUUGUUAUAUACUGGCUUGGCCGUGAAGAUUUAGCGUUGCCAGCUGUUGUCCAAGUUUACGGGGUCCGUCGUGCAGAACAAGUUCUCCUGGAGCAGUAAUGACUAUUUGAGGGACUUGAGCGCAAAGAAAACUUCUCCUAGUUCUUGACCGCGAAACUGAAACAAAAAAAAGUUGAGACAUGUGGUUAUCGUUUGGCGAGCGCAUGUGGCUGCCGUCUUGGCAUCUUGACAGAAUAUUGUUUGCUUCCCAUAGGUUGGGUAGGUCCAGGAUUAGUCUCGUAAUCGAAUCUGCUCAUUACGAGCCUUGUAGGCAGCGGGAGGAUCGCUCCUGUUUAAGCAAACAUCAGCGUUACUGCUUCCAAUUUACAUUUUGCAGUCUUCGUUCUUCCUUUUUUGCUUCCUUCUGCGUUUCUUGUGAUUUUCGGUGUAAAACAUACUAAAACCUUCAAAAGGAUUGUGUUCUCGUACUGUGAGAGUAGGUCUUGAUUUUCAAACGAUACAUAAAAUACCAAUUAAUGGGCUCUUGGAAGCCUUUCAUUCAACGUAUUUAUCUAAUAUGAGGCCAAUUUAAAUUUAUAAAAGGUAACAUCGUUAAAAGAAGCUCGAGUAUUUUCUCGGACGGAAAGUCAGGCUCGUACUCCACUCAGUGGUCUGAGGUUCGUGGCUGACUCCAUCCGACACAAAUUAAUUGCCAUUGUAAAGAAAAGUGUGUUGACUCGACAUUGUCUCUUUCGUGUCAACUUAAUGUUCUCAAGCAACAAUUUUUGCUCGCCUCGAAACAUACAGUUCAACGUUUCCUAAAAUUUUUUGAGAUGAAAAUUUUUUGAAAAGAAACUUCAACGCUGUACUUUCUCAACGUUACUUUCUGUUUUUUUUUGUGUAGGGUCUACAUUGUACGUUUGUUGUUCCAUUUCUCGUUCCAACUGAAGUUGGAAAUAACCGUUUGGAGAAUGCCUUUGCGAUCGAGCACAUAUGUGCACUUUUUGUGUGGCGCAAGUUGACCUCUUCCUCGUCUGCUCCACCGCGUCCUUUUUCUAAGGAAUCGACGCGAUUUUUUUUUGAGUUUUUGUUGCUACAUAUGUUCUCCAACGGAAGUCGCACAUCCAAGGAGCCAUAGUAAUGUCAAUUCUCGUUUUUUUUUCCCAUUUUUGUUGAAUUGAAAUUUAAUUUUUCAAACCGCUAUGUAGAAUUGCGUAAGCAAUGUACAAAAAUUUUCGAGGAGUUUUACUUGUUCUGAUUGUCGUCCCGUUUGUUUACCGUCGAUUUGCAUCCGAAGACGUCGUCGUUCUUCUCAACAUCUCUGAUGGCUUUUUUCACUUCACAAACGCUCAACUUUUCUCCGCCCUUAUUCUUUUGCGACAACCUUUCCGUUCGCCUUCUUUCGGCUUUUCUGCGUUAUCUUCUUUUUUCACGAGUUGCAAACUAAAAUCUUUGCAAUCAUUUUUUUUUCAGAAUAAUCUUUUUUUUUUCUUGAUAAACUUUUUUUUUGAAAUGAAUAACGAUAUCAGCUGAACAGAUUAAGAAGUGAAUUUUCUUAGUUUUCAAGCAAUUUUUUAUUAUUUCCGAAAACUUUGGUGAAUUUUUGAAAAUAAAUAAUUUGCACGAAUGUCUGUUGGAAGAUAGAACUUAUUGUGCAACAGAAAAAACUUGUAUUUGUUCAUCAAUUGAUAGAUACUUUUCUAGGUUUUUUCGAGCACCGUGAAUCGUUCAUAGGAGACAGACUCAUCAGUAACCCUGCUAUUCCUAAAAUGGACUUACGUUAAACCUUCGCUUGAAGCUCAUUAGACAGGACCUUUCUUCUGCCGCUCUUAUUGUUUGUUGUCUGAAGAUUAAUUAAAAGCUGAGUGGGGGACGAACGUCGCCGAGUCCUGCGACGGCUGCUCCGCUCAUAUAUUCCCGAAAUCCUCGACCAUUAAUCGGCAUUUGCAUUUCGGUGCGCUCUUCACGUCCUUCUGCCACUUUCAGAGUUUUCUUAUUCCUCUCGCGACAAUUCAUGGCGAAAUAAUGCAGGCCCACGCUUUUUCAGCUUCCUCUUUUUGUAGGUUUUGCUGCUGGGUUUAUCUUUUGUCUAGGAAACUGAUUUACUUUGCUUUUUUCGUGAAAUACGGCUUGAGAAAAAGAUUUAGAAGUGAUGCAACUUGCUUAUUUCCCAACUCCUAUCGGAAAGAUCAGAAAAAAAGUAUUCAAUAAAGCUAAAAGACUUUUGCUUCAGUUUCCCCAUAUUUCUCAAAAUUUUCUUCGUUCAAUUGCUCUCCGCAGAUUUCCGCUUGUCUUUUAAUUUUUGAACGCCUUCUCUCCAAAAAUAGAACGGAAUUGAGUAGAUUCUCAUGAAGAGGAUCCAGAAAGAAAAUGUUCUCCUGUAAGGAUUUCUUUUUGCUAAUCGAGUGAAAUUUUUUGAUCAUUCGAAUGUUCGGCAUGAAAUUUAUUCUUGCGUUCUUCUUAUUUUAAUGAAAGUUAAAUCCAUGAAAAAAUUUUAUUUUUUUCAGACGGUAUCAUGUGAAUAUCUAGAGGAAAUGGCGAAUAGUCUGGAAAAAACGGCCAAACUGAUUGUGGGCCAUCAUCCGGACGUCGAGAACACGGUAUGUUCUUCAUUCCUAUUGUUAAUGUUAUAUUAACUUAUGAAGGUCUUUAAAUAGUCAUUUAUACUAAAAACGGAAAGUUCACUGCGGUCAUUCGAUGGAAAAUUUUUAGAUAUAGCAUUUGAUUAAUUUCAAAAGAAAAUGUUUCCGAUUCACCUUUCGUGACCUCUUUUCAUAUGCGUUUUUCGGAGAAGAGAGAAAAAGCGAAAAGUUCCGAUUCGUGGCGCCGUUUAAUUGAUCCUUGAUCAUAACUGUUAUCUGUUUGAAUAAAAACUCUUCCGCUCUCUCAGCGCGCCACUGUUGCCUUCGACCGAGUGAUCUCUCCAUUGGCGGGGAUAUCGCGAUUCCAGAAUUUUCCUUUUUCUGGUUUUUUUUUUGUUGAGACGUGGCUUAGCAACCUAUGGCUAUAUUAAGCCUUUCAAUCAGCUCUUGUAAAAAAAAAGAGAAUUUUCUUGCGAGGCACAUAUGUGAAAAGUUGACAAACAAAAAUAAAAUUAGGAAACAACUCCACUUGAACAAAUACAAAAUAAAACGUUUUUCAACAUGAACUUGAGCUUUAAUCUCAUUUUUGACUUUUACUUUCUAAUCUUCUCUUAACAAAAUGAGAAAUGAUAAUUAAAGAUAAAGUUUUCCGUAAUUUUUUAUGUGAAAUAACACUUUUUGAAUUUUAAAUUUCCCUCAUUCACUUGUAGGGGAAAUUGAAGUUUUACACUUUCAACUUGUUAUGUUUAUUUUUAACUUUCUUAUUUUAUUUUUUUUAAGCUGAAAUAUCUUACGAAGUAGUGAAAUAAAGCGACAAGGUCGUUUGACAAUAGUGAAUAGAGUAAAUUAUUAUUAUAAUAUAAUACCGUCUUUCGCCACAGUAGAAUGUCAAGGAAUUCGUUCUUCUAGACGCUUUUGUGUGUUCUUGUAACAAAAAAACUUUAAAUUGUCGCUGAAUUCGGAAAAAAUAAUAAAAUAGCUCAUGGCUCUAUAUGAAGAUGUAUUUUCAGAUCUUACUACGCCUAAACACGAUAUGCUCGGCGAUGGAACAACUUCGACUGCGCAACUCGAAAAAAAGUUGUUCGUCAGACUCGGAAGGAUCGAGUAAGCGUUGAGAGUGACAGCCCUCCAUAUAAAAUGAGUUAAGCGUCCAACUCGCGGAUCAACAUGACCGGCGAGGUCCGCGCCUGGCUGCAUGUCAUGGAGAAGAAACUCGACGAGCACGAGAUCCGUUUCCGGAAGGGCGCCAACCUCACCAAGCUGCUUGCCGACCAGCAGGUUCCCCAUUUGCGAGUCAAACUGAGACGGCGCGCAGCGAACAUUUUUUUCGAUUCCAAAUUUGUGACUUGCGACAUCUAAUUCCAAUUAGAUUAUCAUCAUCUAUCAACUUCUCAUUAUAUAUAGAUGGUUUUCCAUGCGCUAAUCGAAGCCUUAAAAGGAUGAUUAAUCAGCAAACAAUUUAAACUAGAUUAGUUGACUAAGAAAGUUUGUUUUCAACCAAGCUUAAUUUUAGAUUUUUUUUUAAACUUUAGUUUUGAACUGAUUUCUGUCGUUAUAAUUCAUUUAGAUUCAAAAUAAAACUUUAAAAAAACGCGGGAAUGGAAACCGCACUCUUGCGAUAGCAACAUUGAAUUACUAUCCCUGUCAGAUGGCAAUAACAGUUGAAAAGACAGAAAUUUUUCUCCAUGUAUUAAAAAUCGAGCCUCCCUGAUCUAUCAAUGAAGAAUUACGUUCUCUGAGGAUCACAGUUUAUGAUACCUUCCGCAGUUCGAAUAUAGAAUCAUCUCAUCGUUUUCCCUGGAAGUUUCUAGUAAUUCUCACGGCAUUCUCUGAUGGACGGGGAUCGAACCAGCAUAUCGGCUAUCUGCGUAAAAUUUUCACCAAGUAAUCUAGAACUAAUAGUUGUGAGGGAUACGGUUUGAAAAAACUUAGAAUUUAUAAAAAGAUGACUGUUUAGGUGGGGAAUGGAACAUCUUCUCGACCCUACAAAAUGUAGAUAAAGCUUUGAAACGCGGCGUUAAAUUAGGGGGACUUACGGCAACAGGUGGCGAAGGCGAAGACUCGGCGAGGUUGCAUGACGCCGUUCGAUCUGCUCUUCUCACCUCAUCUUCUAUUCCUGAUCCAUAGCUUUUCGUCUUCCAGCAUCCCCACCUUGGUCUUUUUCGCGGUUUCAGGAGAUGAUCUUUCUCGGUAUUUGUCUGUUUGUUUUCAACUUUCAGCUUUUCUUUUUUGAAACUGAGAAAAAAACUGAAGGUUGAGCUUCACGGUCUUAAUUUUAUACGUUUAAUUUAGGUGUUUAAGCUAAUUUCUAGAAAAAAAAUAACUUUUUCCUGAGCUUCGUUGAAAAGGGUAAUCUCACUUUCUUUUGCUUUCUGUCUAAAUCCAGAUCAGCCAAUAGUGGAUAUAAUGCUCUUGGAAUUUUUAUUUUUGUUAAUUACAUGUUUGGACAAUGCCAACUUCUUGGUAGAGAUGUUGGAGUGAGAUCUGCCGAACAAAGCGAAUAAUUUAAAAGCAGCAUUCAAAGUCUUUACUUGAGUUCAAUUUUCUGAGGGAAGAUUCCCAUUAAUGAGCUAUAUCUCAAGCUUUUCUGAGUUGAACUCAAUACUGCCGCUUUCCCACACUUUGGAUGGACGCGCCUCCCCUGUAAUUUUGCGCGUUCCUCCAUUUUUAUGAGGCUUUUGCUUGGCGUGUCAGUAGCCUUCCGCGUCUCUAAAUCCUUGUUUUAUCCUUCAUUUAGCACGGCGCCAGUGGCGGAACCGCACCUGUCCACCAUUUUCGGCUUUCGAAAGACUCCGGUCGAUUUGGCCUCUCUUCGCUUUUAUUUACCCUUUCUUGCGUCGAUUUUCUCACUACUUCUUUUCGAAUUCUCAAAGUUAUAUAUGCUUCAUAACUACAGAAGAGAAGAGCUCGACAAUAGGUAGAUAAUCAACUUUCGAAUUUCUUAGGGUUAUGCUUAGGCUGACCCCCCCGUUCAGCACCUUUCUAAGAGUAUCGAGAGAACUUCUUGUCAUCCUCUCACGCUCAUCUUGAACCUCGAUUCGCCGAACCCGCUGUUUAUACACUUAUCAAUCAAAUAAUCAACGAUGCGUCGAGGUGUACGUGUUUUGUCUGCAGUCUCCGACUGCGCAAACGUUUUUGCGGCAGAUAGAGCAGCGUACAGUGUUUGUGUUGGAUUAAGAUGUUGGGUGGAGAUAUCUCGGGUGCCACCAACGACCGCUGCUGUCUUUUCCGCUCCUUUUCUUGCCUUGAUGGCGUUCCGCUCGCAUCCGUUGCGUUCUAAGUUGAGAUAUCUUAUUAGGUUGUUGAGCGGUAACUUCCUUUUCAGUCACGAAUUGAAAUGAGUAGACACGUUGGCUCUUCGGCCGAGUAAAAGUUUAACUAAAUAUUGUCACGAUCUUUUUUCGUUGUUCUAAAUAAGUCAAGUAAAGUUUCUUUGGCGAACUUUUUCUGAUCAGCGUUUAUAGUGUUCUUUGAACAUUAUAGUAUAUUUAACUUAUUCGACUUUUUCUCGCUCAGGAAAAAAAAGUUGAGAGUGUGUGUUCGAUUCGGUGUUAGCUGCGUCUAACCGGUUGCCUCACUUUUUUCUACUUCUGUGCGACAAAGACAGAAUAAAGAAGGAAGAGCGCAGUGUCGCGGUUUUGUGCAUCCGCUUCUCUAUUCUCAGCGAUUUCGCUCCGCAGGUGCUGUUUUAUUGUUUUUGCGCGAAACAAUAAGAAUAUUGCAAGCAUGUUUGACAAUCUUCAUCUAUUUUUUCCCGGUUUGAGCAAUCGGAUUGCUUUUGUUUUCAGGCGACUGCCUUCUUCUCUUCUUUCUUUCCACUUGGAUUUGAGCUUUCGUGGUUUUGAAUUUUUUUUCUCGUACAAAGUAGUAGACAAUAGAUUAUUGCUGCUACAACAACCGUUGUACAGUUUUUGCACUAAUCGGCCUUAUUUGUUGAUGGCAUAAUCUGGAAGGCGGAUCCCACAGGUGAUCCAUCUUUUUAUGGUUGCGACGGAUGUCCGCACGCGCUCUCGAUUUCUGAAGGUCAGGACUCUUUGUGCCUCCGAAGAGAGGCUGUCGCGUUCGGUUUCGAUUUGGCCAGUCUUGGCCGCGACGGAAAGUUCUCCGGUCUCCUCUUGAGCCAAUUAGUGCGAUGAUGUAUAUGUCACAUAAUCGGAAAUUUCAAAAAAGUCUCACUCAAAAGAUUAUAAAUUGCAUUUUCUUCGGACUUUUCAAAUUUUUUUCUAGGGGGGUAGGGAGUGAGAACUUUUGGAAUUAUUUCUUUUAAAUUUUAUCACGUCAAGCUUCAUAGUUUUCUCUCAUGAGAAAAUGUUUUCUCGAAUUGUUUGCGCCUUGAAAAUGUACAUGUCAUCGAUUUCCUGCUGUGAAUGGUUGUAGUUGGAAUCUACAUUCCCUCCGAUUUUAGUUAGUCAUGUUGUCAAAUAUUUUCUUUUUCACACUAGUCUGUUUGGACAUCAGUCGAAGUUUUUCUGUUUGUGCGCAAUCUAGAGAAGUAUUAACAUCCUUGCGACGAUUCAAAUUAAGUCUCAAGGCCGCCGAUGUUUUUUUUUGCCUUUUGGCGAAUUUCUUUCUCACCUUUACUUUUUUCAGGUUGUCCAGUUAGAAAUCCAAAGUGACGGACAACUGCUCAUCAACCGUCUUUUCCAGAACUUCAGGUCCUUGUUAUCUCGUCUAAGAGUUCACCUUGGGUAUUUUUCAGCGAUUUCAAGUCUGAAGAGGAAGCAGGAACCAAAAGAUCAUCCAGCGUGAAGGCGAUCCGCAAACGAUGGCACACCAUCUACCUGAAUAGUCUUUCUCUUCAGUUCCGAAUUGAAGACAAACUCAACAAAACCCAGGUAGGAGAGUCCCGAAUCUAUGAUCUUUUGUUGGAAUGAUGAUAGUAAAAGACGGAGAAUUGGUAACAAACUAGAAUUUCGGCUACAAAUUAUCUUUAAGACGCUGGAAGUUUAAAGUUGUGCGGGGUUAGGAUGCGGAAACGUGUACUGGCAUAAACUUGAAUGUUACGACAUCAAUAAUAAGAAGCUUCGCUUAAAUUUUCUUUUUUUAAUAUUUUUUCUAAAUUGAUUCCAGGAAAAAUAAAAAGAAUUGAAAAAUAGGACUUAAGUUAGGCUGACAGCUUUCUUCGUUUAUGAAUUUUUUUUUCUUUUUUUUUACACAAAAACAGUCCUUUUGAUCGAAUAUAUAUAUAUAAACAAUGUAUAAACAACUCGUGUUGGAAUUAUUACUUUUUCAAAAAAAUUUUUCGCCGUUUGGAAAUAAGCCAAAAAAAUGAGUAGCGGAGUAUAAUUUUCCUCGACACUCAUAUAUAAGUAAUGCUUAUCAGCUCUUUUUUUAUUUUUUGACUUUUUGUGUAAUAACAAGAGGUUAUGUAGAUAAUGAGUGAAACGAGUAGGUUUUUUUUCGUGUGGAAUGGUGGACAGCGGCUCGUAACUGGAUGCGAAACUAUUGAGAGUUGUUUCCACAUAGUGGCGCACGUUUUUUGUCCUCCUUGAGAUGGGCUACUGGAGUGUGUUGGCCAGCGGCGAUCCGGUCGACAUUCGGCUGGCUGUUGUCAUGUUGUAGAGUGCGACCGAUCUGAUUUCAAUUGGGAGUUGCCUCUGCCGGGUGUCAUGUCCUCGGACGUCCGGCGACACCGGCGUAUUAUGAAGUCCUGGGCAGCUGCCGCAUCUUCCCGUCCGCAUUUCAAUACUUUUUGCGACCGCCUCUUUCUCGUAAUAUUCCUAUUAUUAUGCGACUCUGCAACACGCCACACUCAACUUUUUUUUUUCUAUCCCCAGUCUUUUCUGUGCCGUUUACUAGCUGAAAGUGAGAACCGUGCGAACUCUGUUCUUUUUUCGCGUCUUCUAGAACGUUUCUUUUUCUUGACCAGCUCCUUGCUGGGCUGUUUUUGAAUUGCACAUUCAGGAUUUUUGAUUUCGGAAAAAAUCGUAUGUACUUGGAUCUCAUUUUUCUCUUUUUACAGUGCUUUUUUUUCCCAUACACUCUUGUAAUUAUUCGAACGAAUUCGAAGAUUUUCAAUUCAUAAAAAUAUUAAAAAAAUUAAACAUUUUUUCAUGUUUUUUUUUUCCAAUAAAGAAAUCUGAUGAAAUUUCUUAUUUUUUUGUAAAGAAAUUUGUGAGAUGCAUCAUUCAAAAAUUUGAGGAGAAACUGCUUUAUUGAAAGCGGUGAUGAAGCGCAAGAGAAAGCGCGCUUCAGCGUAAUUUCUCUUUUGGACCAACUAGACAUUUUCGGCUCCCGACGCAUGAUUUAAUUUGUUUCUGUUAUUUUAAAGUAUUGUUUUUUUCCCCGGCUUACCAUCGUUAGUUUCCGAGCCUAAUGAUGUUUUUUUUUUGUAAGAAAAGAUUCUUAGUGGAAGAGAGAAUAGUGAAGUCUAUUUUUUGUCGUUCAUUUAUUCAAACCCUGCUCUGAAACAGAAAACGUUAGCCCAAAGUUGAACUUCAGAAUAAAAGUUGAAUCACAUUUUUUCGUUCUUUUCGAAAACUCUUUUUUUUAAAGCUUUCAUAAUAUUCGUUAUGAUUCAAAUUUUAGAGUUUUUCUCGAAAAAGACUUUAUAAUUUUCUUUCUUUCCAAAUUUUUUCCUUCGGAGAUUUUUGUGAAUAUGUUCCGGACUUUUUAGUUCCUAAAUCAAUGGACUGCCUAUCUUCUUUCCGACUGCCUUUGUUUAGUUUUCCGCAAUUCAAGGGAAAGAAACGAGAUGAACUAGAAAAAAAAAACAAAUUCUACAUGUGUACUGUUAGAUUUUCACUAUUACCGAAGAAAAAAAAUUCACGGCCAGAGGUUCAACAAGCAAAGUCUGCACAUAUUAUGCCGAGGAUUUGGUUGUAGUUGAGUCGUUUUGGAUUUGCGGUCUACCGGUUAGCCAACGACGGGAUAAUUGAAAGGCGCCGAAAAGGUUUUGAUUGAGAAUCAUGGUGCGAUGCGCUUGUUUUGUUUACGCGGUCGCAGGUAAUGGCGGUUGGCGGCAACUCGUUUUGAGUCUUUCCAUAUUAUUUAUUCGCUAAUAGAUCGACCUACGCCGGAGCCAGGUGAAGCCAUAACCUUUUGGUGCCUUCUGAGAUAAUAACUCUUACAUUAAACGACACAACUGGUACUUCAAGACCAAGCGUUUUUCAAAAUAAUUUUUGCAUGAGAAGUUUUUUGUCGAAUAAGUUAUUAAACUGAAAUAAACUAUGCUGUACUUAAUUUAAAAUGGCGUUGUCAGUAUUCUCACUAAAAUAUACUCUUUGGACUGAUAAAAUCAACUAUAUAAACCCGUGAUCCUCUUAGAUUUCACUAAGCUCUAGAGACGAUAGCAGGAGAAUUGCGGUCUCAAACGUUACUUUUUUUUCCAUCUGUAGGCGCUGAGUUUUUUUUAAGUUUUAAUUAUUAGCGAACCUUUUUUCUGACCAAAAGAUGAUAAAACAGAAUGAAGGAUAUCUUAAAUUUCAUUCUUUUUCCGAAAUAAGUUGUUUUUCAACUGAUUUGGACGCGAGGCUAUUCAAACUCCGCGUUCAACACAGCCAAAUGAGGGCGUUCACUCACGCGCGGUUCCAAUUGUAGAAGCGUGUCGAAGGCCAUGUGGAACGUACGUUCGAAACGAAACGGCCGCGAAAUCCAUAGUAAGGCAAACACGGCCGUGGUGAAUGGAGGCGUGUGUAUGUUUGCAUACCUGCAUUUACGGCGUUUUGCUACCAAUUAUGAGCCCAUCUCCUGUCAAUUUUGCUAUGGUUGAUUGCUCAAUUUUAUUAAAUUUCAAAUUUCACAUAUUGAUUGCUUUUCCAAUCCUUUUAAUUCUAGCUUUCAAUGUCGCCAUUAAGGAAAGGGAUCAUUUAAAGAGAACAGAAAGCAUUUGUUGUCACAAUAUUUUCGAAAAAUAUCGGAAAUUCAUAACUUUGAAGGCGUGAAGUUCAAUCACAAAUGUUCAAUUUAUGCGGCUUUGAAUACGAAAAAAUGCGGCCUUUGAGAUUCGUGAAUUUGCGCAGGUGCUCCUUUCCGCUGCCCAUCUGUGCCGUGACUUGUUUAACUCAAGUCAUCGUCCAAAUUGAUGACAGUCGUCUCUCGAUUUCUUUCUAGGAACUCCGUUUUUUGUUUUGAAUAUAUUGUUGUUCAGUUCAGACUGUAAUUUCUCAGUCUCAUAAACAUAGUAAUGAUCUUCUUGCAGGAAGCCUACGAGUCGGAAAGCGAUCCUGAACUAGGCUCGCCUCCUCCGAAGCGAGUGCGUCGGAGCAGCUUGCAGCCGACUUUGGACGGUUUUCGCUCAGAUCGCGAACUCGAAGAGGAAGUCGACGUCCUUCCUUUUGCCGAGAGCGAAUACGAAAGCAUAAUGGAUGGCAGGUUGGUUCAAGGGUUUUUUUUUGUACAGUCAAAGUUUAAAAGAAAUCAAAAAUCUAUAAGACCUCUGAUUGAAGUUUCUGAAACGACUUUCUACUGGAAAAAUUGUGUAGGACAAGUUUUGUUGCGCUGAAUUCAAAAAACUACUAGAGUUUUGUUUUGUUUGAUUUUUGCUCCAAAGCGAAAGAAAUUUGUCCAGCAGUACAGAGAUGACAAAGCGCGCUUCGUCGGCAACACUUUACGGCCAUUGUCUCGUUUGCAAACUAUGCAAAGGCUAUGAUGCGUUAUGCUCUUUCGCUCACACGUGUUCCGACCGGCCACUCGAAUUGUCUCCUCUUGGUCCUUUCAGUUUGGGAAUCUUACAAAGCUAACAUUCCGACUUCCAGAUCAACAAAAACUGUUGAAAAUUAUUGGGUGUGAAGUUAGAAAAAAUAGAAUGUAAAAAGGAUCAGAAAAACAAAUUAUUCUCUCACAAGGCUGGUCAUCUCACUUUGCGCUUUUAAAUUUUCUGAAACACAACCAGGAUAUUUUUGGAUUUAAUACUAAGAGGUCCAGAGGGUAUGAAACGGCGACUUUUCCUAAACCAAGAAAAUUUUUUUUCCAUUUUUUCAGAAUUGAAAGCACACUUGGAAUAACCUCAGUUCGGCCGCAAACUGAGAGGGGAAUUGACAAAAAAAUUUUUUGUGUGGGACCUCUGCGAGCUGAGAUAUUUCAUUAAAUGCACUUAAAAAAAAUUUUUUUUUCAAAUCGAAAAAUCAUUAUGAUUUUCGGAUUCAGCGUGUUUGAUUUAGUCUAUAAACAUGUAAAAACUUCAAUUAGAGUUGAUGAAAACGCGAGAUGGCUUUGGCUUUGGCUCCGAGGGGGACACUUGGCUGGCGCCAGGCUCACUCAUUCCAUGUAUGAUUGAAAGAAUAAUUUAGGCGUCAGUAUAACUAAUUUUUUUUUUCAAAUUUUGGAACUUCAACAUUUUCUUCAAAAAAAGAUCUUUAAUUCCUAACUUCCGGAGUUACCCAGUACUUUGAAAAGCGGUUCUGCGGAUUCUCAGAAAAUUUCCAAGCUCAAAUUAAAAUGAAGUUUCCUUUGAAGUUCCCUUGUGACUUGGUCAUUUAUAUCAUGGUAACAACUUUGGAAAUUCAGACCUUCGACGACGAUUAUCCGUUUUUUUUUUUUUGAAAAACAAGUUUUCAAAUUCAGUCAUAAAAACGAAAGUCUUUCUUCGAUUAUCUUCGUAAAAGGUGACAGCACUAACCGAAUCACGGGCAACAACGAAAAACCAAUCACUUUGGCACUUUCACAGUCGUUCACUUCACAGUCAUACUUUUUCGGGGGGAACUUCUUGUAUUUUUCAAACGCAAAAAAUAUGCAUAAAAUUGAGUGACAGUUUAAAAAAAAAGAUAGUUUUUAAAAGCAAUGCUAUUUUUCAGAACGACAGUGACGUCUUUUUCUUCGGAAGAUCGACUGCCGACGACGGCGCGAAAAUGGGACUCGGUUCAGCAGGACAUCGGCUAUUCGAGUGGCGAGAACUCGGUCCACGAGGCAAUGAACUCCGUAGUCGACAUAAUGUAAGUUUGAUAGAACUAAAAUGAAAUAUAAGGCAUGAGAUUAUCGAUUUUUCUUUCACAUAUCGUUGAAUGGCUUGUUUGUUCCAGGCAUCAAAAAUAUUAUUCUAAUCAUUCCGAACGUAAUUAUCAGAAUGAAUGAAAAGAAAAGUUUCAGAUUCGUUUACACUUCCAUCAUUUAGCUAAACAGAAUGAAAUUGCAAUUUGUUGCAAUAUUUUCUUUGAAAAAAUGUUCAAGAUACUGUCUUUGACUUUCGGGAAAUAGCGGCGCUUUUGCACGUGCGCAAGAAAAUGUGUGACUCGCGUGCCGUCUGAAGAACCUCGACGGUUUCUUCGAUUGGAAACGCCAGAUGUCCCCCAGCUCUUACUUCCAUUCAUUUUUUCGACGCCGCCUCCUGCGAAUUACACUUUUCACUCCUCAGCCACAAGAGUCGAGGCUCCCGAUGUGUGACGCUAUCGUGAUGAAUGACUUCUUUUGGUGUGAAUUCGAGAUUUAUGCCUUGUUUCGCGCCUCUACGUCUUCAGGGUCACUCGCUGCCCGGCGACUAGCUUAAAAAAGGGCACGCCCUCUCGUUUUGCACGCAGUUUCGCCGCUUAACUUUUCUAAUUGCUUUGUAGGAAAUAAAUUCGAACUCAAUGUUAUUUAUUACAGACCUGAUAGCUCGGAGAAGAUGAGGCGACGGAGAAUCGAAAGCUCUCCAGUUAAAGCCUUCUAUAGUACCGUACAACUCGAAGACAUGUCUGAUUUGGAGAAUCCAAAGGUAAAUUUAGAAGAACUGGGACCUCCGAACGAGCCCUUUUAGGUUUCCAACGACGAAGAAGCUGUGGAAGAGCAGCAGCAUCUUUCAGACUCGAUGUACGUCAACCACGACUCGCUCAAUAACACGCUGACCUUCCCCGAAUAUGGUGCGCUUUGUGCAAUUUUGGGGCAUUCCAGUUCUCAGUAGCCUUGAAAUCUGAUAGAUGAUGCUGCAUAGUGAGGCGCAAUGAAAGAAAAAGACAACUUUCUGAAGCUUUAUUUCUUCAAUUAUUUGAAAUGGUGCGAAAAAAAAAGACGGUCAACUUUCACAAUAGGUUUAAAAAAUUCGCAUAUAUCAUUUUUUGGCCUUUUAAAUUUUUCCAGCCUGCGAUUUCGUUUCUUUCCGUCCAGAGAGUUCUUUUUGCUCAGUAAUUUUCAAUAUCAACUAAUAUUUUAAUUUUACGAAUUCCCUUUAUUUUCAAACCCUUCUGUUUGAAAAUAAUAAAAUUUGAAAACUGUGCAAAGAACGUGAGGUUUAAAGAUGAGGUGAUGGCGAUGUUCGACGAAGAUCUGCCCUGCGAAGGGCUCAACGACAGUUUCCACACGAAAUGGCGUGCCAUUGCCAGCAAGCAAAAGACAUCACAUAAGAAGGGCGCUCCGAGCCGUGAACACCUCGAACAGCUCGCCAAGGUCAGUGGCAGUACGAGAAUAGAGUGCCUUAUUUUUGGUAGAUUUCUGUGAGUUUUCUUGAAUUUGCGAGUUUAGCCUAACUUGUCAAUUUCAUCACGAGUGCUAAAUUCAUGUUUCAAAAAAUAUUUCAAAAAACAAGGUUCAAGUCGCACAGGAGAGAGUUCAAAAGAGUGGCUUCAGUUCACCAAAAAAAGGAUUUGAAGGAUUGACAAGAGGUUGAGCGCAAAGUAUUGUUUCUUCACUAAUCGCGCUUUUGUGGUGCAACGAAUAAAGUGCGAAAGUUUCGUUUCUUAUGCAUCAAGUCAGCUGUCUGUCUACUUCUAGCCGGUCCGGAAUCUCUGGUUUUUUAAGGCGCAGAUGGUUGCAGAUGCAAGGACUGGAAGUACAUUUUAGACAAAACGGUGGUAUGAAAAAAACACCAGCGAAAAUUCAAACGGCGACUUUUUCAUAUCGCUAGGGGACUUUCCGACGGCCACCUUUCCGACGAAUCUUUUUCCGACUUUUUUUUCUCGAUAAAACUUUGUUUUAAAUCUUCCUAUACAAAGUAGGUAGUUGGUUCAUGAUUAAAACACAAAGAAAUAGAAAAAUGUAAAUAGAUGUUUUAUAAACCGAAAAACUUAAGGGAAAAAAGUCGGAAAAAGAUUCGUCGGAAAGGUGGCCGUCGGAAAGUUCCCUGGCGAUAUGAAAAAAUCGGAAAAGUCGCCGUUUGAAUUUUCGCUGGUGGUUUUUUCAUACCACCGACAAAACGUCUGUUACUGCUUAAUUUUUUUUGAAUGUUUCCGGAGAGUCUUUGAACAUCCAAAAGAAGAUUUUGAGGAACAAAAAACACUUUUUUUGGCGCGACUUCAGCUCCGACGGACAUUAAGUGCAAUGCAAAUGUGAUAAACCGACAAAGCAAACUUUGUCCCGUGGCUUUCUAGGCGUUUUCUUGUCCCGUUUUCCGUCCGUUUUUUUUCUUCCAUCGAUUCAAUAUUAUUUUCGCAGAGCUCUUGUGACGCUUCGUCGGAGAACUCUUCGGACUGCGACGAGUCUCGAAACGAAACGAUGAACUGGUGAGAAAUUCACUGUAAGUCGUAAGAAUGACGUCAUUUUCAGCUCUUUCAAUUCGGCCUGCUUCGACACUUCAUCACCGUUGAAACGGCAGCGCUCUGGUCGGAGUUUCAAGUCUUCCAGUGUCAUGGUUAGUUUUUUUUUUGUGUUUGAAGAUUUCAUUUUCUAAUUUCCUUUUGCAAUAUAAAGAUGAAGUUUUUUGAAGUUUCUCGGUUUUUGGUUUAUGAAAUUGGCACAGCACAGCUGGGGUAACCCUAGAAAUUAAUAUUUUGCGGCCAGUUUUUUUAAAGAUUUUUCUUAAAUCAAAAGUUGAAUUACCACUUCAUUAAUUUUUAUUCUGAUUCUUGAAUAGAGAGCUUUUCUAGCUAGAGUCGUUGGAAAUGGACGCCUCGUUCUGCUCGACGCGGUCGGAGAUGCUGCCGCCGUGCAAAAGCCGCUCGCUCCGCAAAAAACUGAGAGUCCGACGGAUGCCGCGGAGCAUGAGCGAUGGAGAGCAGCUCGGAAUCUGCUCAGGUAACUUCCAAAACGACACCGAUUUCAUUUUCGUAUUCUGAUGGUAGAGCCUUUUCUGUGAGAUCAGUUAAAUUUUUCCUAUUUCGAUUUUUGUUUGAUCCAAGUAGAAGCGAUUGAAAGCAUACCAUACAAUUUUGCAAAUUAAGCGCUUUUAACUUCAAACCCGCACAUCUUUUUCAUUCUGCAAUCAAAAACUAAACCUAGAAAAAUAGAACUUCUGCUUGAAAAUUUUCUUUUUCUCAUUUUGAUUCUACAAUAUUAUCACUUUUCUGCUCUCAAGUUAUAGCUUUUUCAUUAUUAAGUUCAAAAAUUUUUCCUUUUUUUUUUUCAAAAUUUUGCAAAAUAGAGGAACUUAUUCAAAAAAACAAAAACUUUUUCUGAGCAGAGUUCACUUUUGAAUGAACGAUUUUGCAAUUUUCACUCUUUUAUAGAACGAAAGUUCUUUUUCCUUCACUGCUUUUUUUCAGAGAACUUUCGAGUAAAUCGAUUUGAAAAAAAAAAAGUUGAAGAGCAUGUUACCACAGUGUCAAUCAUUAGUUUUUCAGAAAAUUUAUAAAAAAUUCCGAACCUGCCAAAAAUUAAUUUUCUUUGUGAGAUCAUAUGUAUCUUUCCUGCCUUGUUUUUCUAGAAUGUUAAUUUUUAGGAAUCAGUUUGUUUCAUAGCUUCUCAACAUUUCUCAGCAUAAACUCGUUUUUGUAUUCAUUGAAACUUUGAACACGUCGUUGCAGGUUCUCUGACGCCUAUGUGUCGUAUGUCGCCGCCGUCGACGCCAUUGGCGCGGUCGACCACGCGUCUGCUCCAGAAGCUCGACGACGAAUUGCGACGCGACGGCGAAAGCGAUACGGCGCCCGAGCAGAGCGACGCCCAAGUCUACGAAUGGGACGAGUACAAUGUUCGUUGCUUUCAAAGGACGAGUGCUGUUUACUUAUUCAAUAACAUUGAAAAAUCGAAAAAUUAGAGAAAAUUCCUUUGUUUCAUUGCCUCUCAUCAGCGAAUCAAGUUGAUGCUCGAAUGAGCAGAAAAAAGGGAGCGAAGGGAAAAAGAAAUGAAAAAAUAAUAUCGAAAAAGCUUUCUAGUUUUUUAUGAUAAUAAGAAUAUUUUUAUGAGAAUCAAUUGUUUUUUAAAACUUAGGUAUCCAGUUUCAGAUGCUAAUUAAAAUGCUUGCGACAACCAGAAACUUGUUCGUGCUUGUAUCAAAGCAGUUUUUCGGUCCGCCAUCGUUUGUUCAAAAGUUUCACUUAAUCCUCUUAACUUUUUUCUCCACACUCUCACUUUUUGUGACAGCAUUACUGUUGCGUGUAUGUCUAAAAGAAAGUUCAAAUGAGAAUAAAAUAAUAUUAUAAUUAAAAAAGCUAUCUUCAAGUAAGUCAUAAAGAAUGAAAAAACCGAUUUGUUGUCGAAGGAAAAUUCUUAACCUAGAACCUCCUUUAAAAAAUCGAUGAGUUUCUCGAUGCAGAGCUUCACCUGGUGACCUCAGGAGGCCUCCGUUCCCCAUGAGCCUUUCAGGGGCUUUUGGUGGCCUCUCGUUGCCUUGGCGCGUUCAAUAUUAGCGCAGCCAGGUGGCCGUGCAUGGACCAGCGAGUCCGUUCAUUUCGCACCUUGUUUACUCGCAACCGCGCACGUUUCCCCAGUCGAAGAAGAUCUGGUUGCAGCCGCCUGCCAAGGACGACUCCAUCGACGACGCCAACAUGCAGUCGCGUGUUCCCGAACACUUGCUCAACGUCGACGACGACUUUGCUGCACAUUUCGGUUCCCAUGUCAGCUUUUUUUUUUUUUCGUUCCUAAUUUAAAAAAUUAUAAAAUUGAUAUUUCUCCUCAGAAGUUGAAGAAUACGUGAAACGGACUUUACCAACGGCUUUUAAUAAUUCAAACUUUUUUUCGAUAAUUGUAAGGUCUAGUCCAUUCCGCGCUAGCUUGUCACCGUUUUCUUUUCUCCAAAAAGCAUUUUCCUAGAUGUUCCUUCAAUAUAACGGAAAUACUUAGACUGAAAAGAAUCGUAACAGGCUGGUGCGGAAUGGACUUUAUAGGUUUCUGCAUUUCGAUCAAUAUAAUGUUUAGUCUUCAUAUUUUCUUGAAGUUCUAAUUUUGACUGUUAUAAAAAUUUCUAUUUUCAACUGGUUUCUCUAAUUUUUUUAAAAUUCCUUUCUUCGAUUUGUUUUUUCACGGGCCCUAAAUUAAUUCACUUUUUUGAGUCAAACUUCGAAAAAUAAGCUAUGAAUUGUUUCGUUCGGUCUUUGCUGAGAGGAUAUUGAGAUGAUAUCUUUUACAGAAUGCUCUUCGACUCGUGGAAGAAUCGAAGGCUCAUCUGAAAAUCGUGCACAGAUCUCUGGAGACCGGGGACUUGAACGUCAAGCAAAUGGUUUUUUUUUAUCCCCUACACUGUUUGGACAACGCUCAAAAGCACAAACGUAAACCAAGAUUGUAUUUGAUUCCGAACUGGGGAAAAGAAGAAGAUCCUCUUUCUGAAACAAUCCGUUAAUAUCAUGGUUGAGAAAUUGAUUCAGUAUUCUUGGUUUUGACUCUUUUUCUAGCCUUUGUUUUCUAGCCAAUGCAUUGUUUUUUUGCGUAUGGAAUCAAAAACCUCGCAGUUUCAAGCACUUUAAAGAUUUACUGAGUUCCAUACGAAUUUCUUGCUUAGCAAAAGGAAUUUCGAGUGAGCAGUAGGAACAAUAAUACACACUGUGAUGACCAUUGUCGUUUUUGUUUGUCCAACUGCAGCCGCUAUUAUGGUGAUCAAGGACAGUUUGUUGCAUUUCAGCAAAAUAUCGAGCUCAUCGUUCGUACUAACCUGCGGCAGGUCGAAUCUGCGCUCAAGUUCCAGACGCUGACGACAACCUUCGAGGCUGAAGAACUCCGAGACUUGCAGACGCGGUGGGCCGUGCUGUUCGACCAGAUGGUCAACCCGGUGCCGCAAAUAUUGAGCAAGGUGAGAAGCCUUCUCGACUUUCUUUUGUUAGCCGGCUGUUCAGGUGGAAAGGUUCGCCACGUCCCUCCGCGUACUGCACGAUUCCUCUGCGAUCUCGGCCCUGAAUGGCGUGACGGAGAUCAAAACGCGAGAAGACGUCAGAGCUGCCUUGGAUGGAGUUCGGGAGAUCGAGCACCGGCUGAGCUCAGAGCGCGAUGAACUCAGGGAGAUGAUGAACUCCAGUGCUUUUGGAGAAGCUUUGAAUGAACUGUCGAUGGAGUUCGAAACGAUCUCGUCCGAGUAUGACGAGGCCGUGACAAGGAUCAACGGCCUGGCUUGCAACCUCGACAACCUCAACACCAAGUGGCAGAACUGGACCGACCGUCAAUCCGAAAUCCGUCGCGCGAUGGCCAGAAUAGAGGGCUGCUUGGCUGCAGAAAGCCUGGACCAGAACACCGUCUUCACCGAAAUGGAGCAUUGUCAAGAGAGAAUGAACAGGUACAUUGGCCGCCUAUUUCGACGUAUUCUGAAAUAUUCGAAAAGGCAAAACUCAUUCUCCUUUCUCCUUUUUUGCUCAAAUUCAAAGAAAACACAUUUUAAAAAUUCUCAAAAAGACAUGCUGGAAAAUCCAGAAAGUUUAUGUGAAGGCUAUCUCUUGAUAAUUUCCAAGUUUUAGUCAAUUUUUCCUUUUUUUUUUUGCACUCUCAAUGUACGAGUGUUUUUCAAAAAAAUUUAUAAUUUGAAUUUUUUUAUAAAUUCCUCAUAUUCAACGAAACAUAUUUUUGGAGUUGAUUUGAGCUUUGAAAUGAUUUUAAAUUUUUCUGAACUCAUAAUUUUAAAUCUUUUUUUCCACCUCAAAAAAAGCGGGAACGUUUAAAAAAACAGGAAAAAAAAACCAAUUAAAAAGAGGGCCUAUUUCAGUACACUUUCAAAUUUAUUUUUCGCGCGCAAAAAGGCUGGGGUGGGAUCCAGCCGAUUUAUUUGAAUGCUUCGAAAAAUCAUAAUAAAUUAUCUCUCAGUUUGGAAACUGUCUGCAACUACCUUACAAGCUCUUUGCGAUCAUUGCAAACCGACUUCAACGACAGAAAUGUGCCAGACUUCCGUUCGGAACUCUCCAUUUAUUCCAACGCUUUGGCUCAACUUCGCAGCAGGUUUUCUAGAAAAAAGGGAAUAAUUUUCAUAUUUUUUCCCAGAAUCAAUGAAGUUCUGCGAGUGCCAACACCACCGAGCCAAAACGUGCCGCAGGAACCGACGCCACGCAAAAGACGCGUCGCGACGCAGACGGCAACCAGCCAGACGACGUCGCCACAGACACGGAGCAAGCCACGUAGCUUCGCUGUCCGCCUUUUCGACGCGGUGUCUUCGUCGCGUCUCAUCCAGGCGACGCUGGCACUUGCUAUUAUUUCUGCUUUCACUGCCCUCUUCUACUUUUCCUUCUUCGGAAGAACCUUCGGACCUCAUAUCACUUAUGUCAACGGACCUCCGCCGGUUUAA
Molecule: messenger RNA, 21576 nt
Organism: Caenorhabditis auriculariae
Lineage: Eukaryota; Metazoa; Nematoda; Chromadorea; Rhabditida; Rhabditidae
Source: the annotation of a GenBank genome assembly